AUGGCGGGAGCUGUGCGCCAACCAAUAGAUAUUCCCUCGCUCGAGCGGUAUAUUGACCAGAAUGUCCCUGCACUCAAGACUCCGCUGGACGUGAAACAGUUCGGCUUUGGCCAGUCCAACCCAACAUAUCAACUUACCUCUGCCGAUGGCAAGAAAUUUGUCCUUCGCAAGAAACCCCCCGGCAAGUUGCUGUCGAAGACAGCACACAAGGUGGAGCGGGAGUAUAAGAUCAUCCGUGCUCUUGGAGAGACCGAUGUACCGGUACCUCAGGCCCACUGUCUCUGUGAGGACAGCAGUGUGAUUGGCACGCCCUUUUACAUUAUGGAGUUUCUGGAUGGACGGCACUUCACUGACCCGUCGAUGCCCGGGGUCAGCGCAGAGGAGAGGACUGCCCUAUGGAAGGAUGCAGUGCAGACACUCGCCAAGUUCCACCGGGUGGUCCCCAAGUCCGUGGGACUAGAGACGUUUGGCAAACCAACAGGAUUCUACGACCGACAAAUCGCAACAUUUACAGCAGUAUCAAAGGCACAGUCGCAGGUAGUAGACGCAGACACCAAGGAGCCAGUGGGCGAACUGCCACAUUUUGGGGAUAUGGUACAGUUCUUCUCCCAGAAGACGACACAACCCCGCGACCGCGGCACGCUAGUGCACGGCGACUACAAAAUCGACAACAUGAUCUUCCACCGGACGGAGCCACGGGUGAUCGGGAUUCUGGACUGGGAGAUGGCGACGGUGGGCCACCCCCUCUCGGACUUUUGCAACCUCACCAGCCCCUACACAAUGGACGGCGGCGACCACCAGGUCGAGCAAUUCCAGCCCGGCCGGGUGCCAGGGCUGCCGGCGCGCGACGACUGCAUUCGCUGGUACCGCGAGGUCGCCAGCUGGGAUCCCGCCGAGGAUAUCCUCUGGGGCGAUGCGUUCUUUGCGUUCCGGGGCUCCGUCAUUAUGCAGGGAAUUGCGGCGCGCUUUGCUGGUCGGCAGGCGAGUAGUGUGCGGGCGGAGGAUUAUGCGAAGCGCGCCAAGCCGUUUGCCUUGGGGGCAUGGGAGCGAGUACAGCAGGUACAGCGGUUGGGGAAGAGCAAGUUGUGA
Molecule: messenger RNA, 1089 nt
Organism: Penicillium alfredii
Lineage: Eukaryota; Fungi; Ascomycota; Eurotiomycetes; Eurotiales; Aspergillaceae
Product: phosphotransferase family protein
Exons: 3
Coding region: 1-1089 (362 amino acids)
Source: RefSeq, a predicted model, not a curated record